Molecule: messenger RNA, 603 nt
Organism: Amaranthus tricolor (Joseph's coat)
Lineage: Eukaryota; Viridiplantae; Streptophyta; Magnoliopsida; Caryophyllales; Amaranthaceae
Exons: 3
Coding region: 1-603 (200 amino acids)
Source: RefSeq, a predicted model, not a curated record
AUGGGUUUUCGUGACGCCUCUUGUCCUGUUCAUGCCUGCUUGCUUCGGAAAUCUCUAUAUGGCCUCAAGAAAGCUCCUUGGGCUUGCUCUGAGUUUGCUAUGAAAGACUUGGGUACCCUCAUUUAUUUUAUUGGUAUUGGUGUGACUCAUCAUCCUAUAGGCUUUUUUCGUUCUCAAAAGAAGUAUGCUAUUGAGAUACUUGACCGUGUUGGUAUAUCCUCCUAUAAGCCUGUUCGUACACCAGUUGUUACUACUAGCAAACUUAGCGUAGAAUCAGGGGCUCCAUAUGGUAAUCCAACUCUGUAUCGAUGCUUAGUUGAUGCCCUUCAGUACUUGAUAUUUACUCGACCUGACAUAUUUUAUGCAGUCCAACAGAUUUGUCUAUUUAUUCAUGCUCUUUGGUUUGAACGCAUGAUGCGAACUCGGCUGGUUUUCUUGACACCCUUCUCUCUACCUCGGUUUAUUGUAAUUUUCUUGGUAGCAAUCUUAUUUCUUGGUCCUUCAAACGUCAACUCACAUAGUCAAAUUCUAGUGUUGAAGCUGAUGAGCAUCGUAGUAUUGCUAACAUUGUAUCAGAGACUUGAUGGCUGCAUAACUUAUUAA